Messenger RNA from Fusarium poae, 501 nucleotides. RefSeq lists its product as uncharacterized. The record is from RefSeq and is a predicted model, not a curated record. The transcript has 2 exons. Lineage: Eukaryota; Fungi; Ascomycota; Sordariomycetes; Hypocreales; Nectriaceae. Gene Ontology annotation, molecular function: glutamine synthetase activity. The coding region runs from base 1 to 501 and encodes 166 amino acids.
AUGGCCAGGUUGUUAAGCCACAUUCAUGCCCUUACGGCGAUUGGACUGGCACAAAUCGACUCUUAUGAGCGGGUUGGCAUUGGCAAGAUGUGCACUGGAGGUCUGAUCGGUUGGGGCGACAACAACCGUGACAUGCCAGUCAGAAGAGUUACCAAGAAUCACUGGGAAGUCAGGGUCAAUGAUGCAACUUCAAACUCAUACGCCAUGGUAUCUGGCAUAAUUGGCGCCCUUCUCGACCCGAAGCCUUUGAAUAUUGAGGGAGCUACUAAGUUCACCCUGUUCUACUCAGAAGAGGAGAGACAAAAGAUGGGAUUGACAAAACCGCUACCAGGUUCGUUAGAAGAAGCAUUGAAAGAGCUUGAAAAUGACAUGGAGUGGGCCAUCCAUGUUUUGGGUCGGGAGUAUGUUGAGUGGUUUAUUGCACUCAAGAAAGCAGAGAUUGAGACUUUGUCCAAGAUGGAUGUAAAGGAGAGGAGACUUCUGCUGCUCGAUACUUUUUGA